GCGACACUGAAUGAACAAUAAACAAGUUUAAUUAGGUGUAAAAUGCUCUUCCUAUCAAUGGGCUGUCUCUUUACAACUUGACAGGCUCUGCUAAAGAGCUUACCAGUGCAGAUUAAGCCUUCUCUCCCAUCUGUUAAGGAGUUGUCACUCGCCAUUUAGCUGCCAGUCUAAACUAAGUUGGAAGACUGUUUUUUUUAUAUUUUGUACAAUAUUUUUUAUCUUUAUUCAUACUUAGCCUUCAUAUAAUUUUACCUUCAUGGUAAAAUAACAAUACAUUUAUUGUUUUUGUUUCUUCUGUAACUAUAGUGAGAAGAAUGCUUAAUUUUUUUUGGAAAAUACUUUUGGGAUUUUUCUUUGUGACGAUAUUGGAAGGACAGCUACAAACUUUAACAGAUUCGGGAACACUUUCUGAUGGUAUUGUAUAUAGAGGACUUACAGACGUGCAGCAUGAGCUGGAAGAAGGGAGUGGAUUAUUGCCAGAAAGCAAUCCACCUAUUGCUGAAUCAGAAAGCCAACACUACAGGGGUUUCCUGAAGAGAAAAAAGAGGGCCAUUUUAUUUCCUAGUGGAGUCAAAGUGUGCCCUGAAGAAACAUUUGAUCAGGCCCUUGUCAAUCAUAUGAAUUUUUUUAAGCUUAGAGUGUGCCAAGAAACUGUCUGGGAAGUGUUCAAGAUCUUCUGGGACCGACUUCCGGACCAAGCUGAAUAUCAGCACUGGAUGCAUUUAUGUGAAGAAGGCACCAUGCCAGUGUUUGAUAUAGGGGAGAAUUUCAGCAAGUCUGAAGACCAUCACAAGUUGGUCAAACAGAAACUGGCUCUCACGAAACAUGCAGAAAGCACUUCUUGCACUGACUGGACAUGUGGUUCAGAUGAAAUAUCAGUGACUUCAACACCAGAAACUACCACUUUUCGAGAUGCGGCGGCCAAUGUACCACUGUCAUAUGAAAUAUCUGUUGAAGAGAUUUCACCAACUGUUUUUCUGAAGCAAGCGGAGACUGAAGAACAGUUGGACAAUGAAAUUUUCAGGGUUACAGAAGAACCAAAGGGAUCAGCAGACAAAAUGGUUGAAUUUAUUAUCCUUAUUCUUAAUGAGCAGUACAGCCCUGAACUAAGUGAUUUGUCCACAGACCAGCAUAAAGAGUUCACUGGGAAGUUUGUUACUGAGAUGAAAAGUGUAUUCCAUGCUUUGCCAGGCUAUAAAGGCAUAAGAGUACUGAAAAUAAGCCCUUCCCUACUGGAUGACAGACUUGCUAUGGAAGUUCAGUAUGCUGUCAUUUUUGAGGGGGAUUCCGAUGCCAUAAACCAUGCUACUUUGGAUCUUAUGAAUCUACAUUCCAAUAAAAUUGAAGACACUUCCCUUCAUUAUAUUGAGGAUAAUCCAACAGCGGUUUAUACUGUCAGUAGCUUUAGAAAUUUUAUAUUAGAUGGUCUGAACAAACGGAUAUAUACAGGGGAAAACACACUUGAUUUUGACCCAGAUUCUCUCCAGCUUGUCAAUGUUAAAACUGUUCCAUCACAUAUUUACAAAGAAUGGACAUUAGUCACUGAGAAACCAGCCUUUCCAAUUCCUUCUACAGCAGAUGUUAAUAAUGCACUGCAAGCUGAAUGGCUCCCCACUGAUUUUUCAACUAUAAGGAGAACUUAUCCAGUGGAAGAAAUUCAUGACAAGUUGGCUUCACAAACCCAGAAUGCGUUGGAAGCAGAAAUCCCUGUUGUUACAGAAGAUUUUGUUUUUAAAGAUCACUCUUCUACAAGUCCUGAGUAUAUGCUUACUACGCAAGCAACUGCUUCAGACUUUGUGCAAAGUACAUCUCUCCGCUCAGAGGAAUCUUUAUCAUAUCUAGUUACUGCUUCAGUACAAGACUCAGACAUUCAAGAAGAAUCUGGGGAUAAUGAUAUGUUAUUGUAUAGUCCUACUACUAUAGGCACCUCAUAUUCAUCUGUGUUUGAAGAUAUAUCAUUGUCUAAGGAGGACGAUUCUAUUACCACCACCCAUCUUCCACCAACUGUUACUAUUCCAUCAGCUGUAGAGCACUAUUCAGACAUUGUGACAUCUGCAGUAGCUGCAGAAGAGCCUGCAUUAAGUGAACCUACUUUGAGUAGUUUAGCAAUUUAUUCUGAAAGCACUGAAGAAAAUAGUGGCCACUUAGUUACUGCAACAAAUAGUGACAACGUAUUAUCCCAAGUAACUGAAACAAAUAGUGACAACUUAUUAUCCGAAGUAACUGCAACAAAUAGUGACAACUUAUUAUCUCAAGUAACUGCAGCAAAUAGUGACAACAUAUUAUUCCAAGUAACUGCAGCAAAUAGCGACAAUGUAUUAUUCCAAGUAACUGCAGCAAAUAGCGACAAUGUAUUAUCCCAAGUAACUGCAGCAAAUAGUGACAAUGUAUUAUCCCAAGUAACUGCAGCAAAUAGUGACAAUGUAUUAUCCCAAGUAACUGCAGCAAAUAGUGACAAUGUAUUAUCCCAAGUAACUGCAGCAAAUAGUGACAAUGUAUUAUCCCAAGUAACUGCAGCAAAUAGUGACAAUGUAUUAUCCCAAGUAACUGCAGCAAAUAGUGUCAAUGUAUUAUCCCAAGUAACUGCAGCAAAUAGUGACAAUGUAUUAUCCCAAGUAACUGCAGCAAAUAGUGACAAUGUAUUAUCCCAAGUAACUGCAGCAAAUAGUGUCAAUGUAUUAUCCCAAGUAACUGCAGCAAAUAGUGACAACUUAUCACAAGUAACUGCAGCAAAUAAUGACAACUUAUUAUCACAAGUAACUGAAGUAAAUAGUGACAACUUAUUAUCACAAGUAACUGAAGUAAAUAGUGACAACUUAUUAUCACAAGUAACUGAAGUAAAUAGUGACAACUUAUUAUCACAAGUAACUGAAGUAAAUAGUGACAACUUAUUAUCACAAGUAACUGAAGUAAAUAGUGACAACUUAUUAUCACAAGUAACUGAAGUAAAUAGUGACAACUUAUCCCAAGUAAUUGCAGCAAAUGGUGACCACUUUUUAUCACCAGUAACUGCAGAAAACAGUGACAGCUUUUUAUCACCUGUAACUGUAGCAAACAUUGACAACUUAAUACCACAAAUAACUGCUGAAAGCAAGAUGGACAUUCUGGUGGAAGAUAAUUUACUGCCUACAAAAUUAAUCACUGAAAAUAGUAUUACCCCUGAUGAUGGUUCAGGCUCAGGAUAUGGUGGGUUGUCCAAAGAGGAAAAACCUGUGACAUGGGCACGGACAAAAACAACAGUGGAACCCCCUAAACCCUUAAAUGAACAAUCAAUAGAUGUCGAUUUAAUGGAGGUAACAAGAAGUUAUGAAGAUCUUAUUGUAGAACCUUUUACUGAUAAAUCAGUUGAUCAGUAUAUAAGUUUGGCUACCACGGAGGUACUCUCUACUUUGAUCCAGGGCUCAGAAAACAUUGAGAUUUCUCCUAGUAUAGUUGUUGCAGAAGGAAUUAAAGAUCAGCCUGUCCUGUUGGCGACUGCAGCAAAUCUUUCACCUGUAUUGUCAACUCCAGUAUAUUUGAAUGUUCAACUAUCUAUGCAAACACCACAACCUUCAGUUACAAAUGGGAAUACAAUUACCGAAGUAGACAGCCUCUUUGAUAACUCAUUGGAAAAUUUAUCUCCACGUAUUGAAGACACUACUAGUAAUGCUCAAACAGCAGAACCACCAUCCCAUACAGACCUUAUAAUGAACUAUGAUGCUAUCAUUACAAAAAGUACUAUUUCUAAUGAAAUAGAACCAUUACAACCAUAUAUCCCUGUUCAAAACCUUAGUUCAGUCCCAACAUCUAAUGAAAAUAGCAACCAAACUAUAACCAGUUCUGACAAAAAUGAUGUUUCGAUGUCAACAACUGAUCUUAAUAAUGACAGUUACUUUUAUUUUACUUCAGUGCCACCAAGUAAACCACAGGAUGAGCUGUUAAAUACCAUACCUAGCUUGGAUAUAACAAAGACACAUCCAGACAGUGACUCUGAAUCUGUAGGUGAAGUCAAUAUACCUAACAUUAUUCCUACGAUAGAUAGAGGAGAAGUCAUUUCAGAUCUAGUGCAGUCUGAGUCACGUCCAAGUGGAGCAUCUGUAGUCCCAACAAGUCUACUGAUACAAGAUGCAGGGGUCACAGUUGAUGUACAGGACAUUUCCUUGGAGUUAGAUUACACAAGUACAGUUUAUUUUCACCCAGACAUGAGUCCUGAAGAGAGAAGCAUGGUGGCAAAGAAGGGGGACUCUACAGACUUGUCAGGUGUAAUCUUCUCUACUCAUGAGAGUGGCAUGAAUGUUUCUACACAGAGACGAGCACUUGUGGUGUUUUUUAGUUUGCGUGUGACUAAUAUGAUUUUUUCUGAAGAUUUGUUUAAUAAACACUCUCCUGAAUAUAAAUCUUUGGAACAAAGAUUUCUAGAACUGCUGGUUCCCUAUCUGCAGUCCAACUUAACUGGGUUUCAGAACCUUGAAAUAAUGAAUUUUAGAAAUGGCAGCAUCAUUAUAAACAGUAGAAUGAAGUUUGCAAAACCUGUUCCACGCAAUGUUACAAAUGCUGUUUACAUUAUUCUUGAGGACUUCUGCAACACGGCUUACCAUACUAUGAACCUAGCCAUCGAUAAGUACUCAUUGGAUGUUGAAUCAGGAGAUGUAGCUGACACUUGCAAAUUUCAAGCAUGCAAUGAAUACUCUGAAUGUCUCAUUAACAAAUGGACUGGUGAAGGCGAAUGUGUUUGCAACCCAGGAUAUGUAAGCGUUGAUGGCUUGCCUUGUCAGAGCAUUUGUGAUCUGGAAAUAGACUUUUGUCAGAAUGAUGGCAAAUGUGAUAUUAUUCCUGGACAAGGAGCUAUUUGCAGGUGUCGUGUUGGAGAAAACUGGUGGUACCGAGGAGAACACUGUGAGGAAUAUGUCUCAGAACCUCUUGUGGUUGGCAUUGCCAUUGCUUCAGUAGCAGGGUUUCUUCUUGUGGCUUCAGCUAUUAUAUUUUUCUUAGCAAGAACACUUCGAGUUCAAAGUACAAAAGGAGAUUCUGAGGAAUCUGGCGGGAGACAGACUGAUAGCUUGUCAUCUAUUGAGAACGCUGUGAAAUAUAACCCUAUGUAUGAGAGUGACACCACAGGUUAUAGUCACUAUUAUAAGCGAUACCCACAGCUUCCAUCGACCAGUUCUACCAGUCCAGAGACUUCUGCAGACUUCAGCAGUGAAGAGAUCAGACAUAUCUAUGAAAACAGUGAACUCACAAAAGAGGAAAUACAGGACCGGAUAAGAAUAAUAGAGCUCUACGCAAAAGACCGACAGUUUGCUGAGUUUGUGAGGCAGCAUCAAAUGUCUGUGGAUAAUGUCAAAAAAGCCAAUCCAACGAGUUAACUACUCAUAUUUCCUCAUCUUACAGAAAAAAAGAGUGAAGUGGAACGCUAUGAGGACCGGAGGAAAACAUUUUGCCAUUACAUUAGAAAUGUGUUACCUCAUGUUGUAUUCAGAAGACAUUUCUUUCCAACUGUACAUACUGUAGUUCUAAAAUAGGACAUUUUGAAGACUGUUUCAGAUUACUUGAUUACUAUGAAGAUUGUGAAGAAAAUUAUUAUUGUUGAGUUUUUUUUUUAAACAACAUUGUUUUACUAUCAACUUUUGUAUAUUUUAUUUUCUUGUAUUGUGUAGUUGUUUUUGCAACCACAGUACAGAACCUCAACAUUUCUCCAAUAAGUUAUAAGUAACUUUAUGCAGAAACGGAUGAUCGAGAGGUCUGCUGCAGUCAAGAUUGAAUCCUGAGAUUGAUUUAAGUGUGGUUGGUAGCAAGUUUAACUGCAUUCUGGUUAAUAUCUUGGGGUCUCCAGUGGCAAGAAAUCCCCACCUGAAUUGCCAGUGCUGUGAUCAUGAUAUUCCCCAUUGCUUGGGCACUUUUCAGGUCUAUUGCAACAUGACUGACAAUGACUGAAUCAUAAAAGCUGAAGAAAAGAGGAUUGGCGCAGUAACCCAAUACAGUUAAUCAGAAUGACUGAUUAUGGAAUUAUAUUUGCUUACUUUAUGUAAAACAGCUGAAAUGUAUGUGUUCAGAUAAAGUGUUAAUUCUGAUUGAAUGACUAAUUGUAGAAUUUCUAGAGAUAUUUUUGUAAGGUUCAAUGACUGUUUUAAGCUAAUAAUUGAUUUUAAAUAAUUUUAGGUUUUGGAAAAUGAUACAUAAAACAAAUCAGGGAAAGCAUUGUUAAAUACACAUCUCUAGGCAAAACCUUUUUAAUUUGUUUAAAAAUGGGUGAAAGGUUUAAAGCUUUUGUCAGUUCUUUUUUUUCCCAUCUGGGUCCCCAUUGGAGAGCUUUUCUUCCACUUUCUGCCAAGACAGAAAAUAGUGACUAAGCUCCCUAAUCAGGAUGCAGGCCAAAAAGAAUAAGGAAGGGUUAGAUUUUUUUUCCACUGUUUUAAUUGCAUUCUAUGCCUUUCUAUCCCGAGGACAACUGCUUCUCCCAUUUCUUGUAUACAUGUCACAGAGAUACAGUAAGUGAGGGAAAAUUUCCCAAGGGGCAUAUACAGAAUUAUAAAUACAGCAGAAACUGUAACAUUUUCCCAGUCCAUUCAAAACAAAAUUUGAUUUUUUGUUGGAGUUGGGCUUUAAUAGUUCCAAGACCAUAAACAGUGAAUGGUGGCAAUUAAUACUCACACUAAAAAGACUUGAAGAUAUUGAAUUUGCUUCACCCUGCUGUGGGUCAGUACUUGUCCCCCAUAUAUACUUCAUCAAAAGCUGUCAGUUUGGAGUUCAUUUAUUAAAGGCGUAAAGGCUGUUCACUUUGUAUGUGCAUUUGCACUCUGCAGGGGAUUUAUCCCCAGAGCUUAGUGAUUGAGCUGAAGCUCUGCUGAUUUCCAUCACCCAAUCAUAUGCAAGCAAAAGUUCAUUGUUUUGUUUUAUUUUUAUUUUAUUUUUGCAAAGUGUAGCUUUAUUACAUUCAUACUGUAAGCUCCUUGAGGGCAGGGACUGAUAUAAAUGUACAAUAUAUAUGUAAAGCACUAUGUAAAUUGAUGACGCUA
This is a messenger RNA of Rana temporaria (common frog), 6995 nucleotides long. RefSeq names its product interphotoreceptor matrix proteoglycan 2 (gene IMPG2). The transcript is spliced from 20 exons. Lineage: Eukaryota; Metazoa; Chordata; Amphibia; Anura; Ranidae. The coding region runs from base 315 to 5345 and encodes 1676 amino acids. The record is from RefSeq and is a predicted model, not a curated record. Gene Ontology annotation, molecular function: heparin binding; hyaluronic acid binding. Gene Ontology annotation, biological process: visual perception.